AAAGAUAUAAACUAACUUACACGCUUAUCAGCUUACAAAAAUGCGUUCCUAUAAAAUUCAGAGUGGAAUCAACGACAUGACAACACUAUUUUAUCGAAUUGGUUUUUGGCAUCGAGGACCAGCUGCCUCACCCAGGGAACUGUGCCUGAAGUUAUUUUAUUGCAUUCUUUACGUUCAAUUCCCGAUUUCGCUGAUGGGUGGUGCAAUUAUCAGUGACACUAUAGGGGAGGCCAUAUUCUUGAUGGAACCAUCAGUCAUAACAUCGGUCAUGUUUACAAAAUUGUGUGUCCUGAUUUGGAAACAAAAUGAAAUUAUGGAAUUUUUGAAUGGAAUUUGCGUAUUUCCGAUUAGAUAUGACGAAGACUUCAUGUAUGUCGAUGUGAAAUUGAAACGAUUUAUGACAUUCGUUAGAGUAGUUCUGGGGGUGGCACUCGUUGCCGUUGGAUUCGAAGGCAUUCUUGUACCGAUUAUAACAACUGAAAGAUAUUUAUUUUAUAAAAUUGCAUUUCCGUGGGACUGGAAAACAGACGAUCGUGCAUAUUGGGCUGCAGUCGCCUUUGAGUUUAUGGGAAUUGUAUUUACGGUUCUAGCGUUUGUAUUUUCUAUAGUCAUAUGGUACUUGCUGUUAAACUGUUCGUUACGGUAUGAAGUGCUUGGGAAUGAAAUGGGAAAGAUGGGAAGUAAAUGGGACAAAGUCAGAGCAAAGGUUUCAGUAAUGGAAAGGGAAAACAUCUUUUCGCGGGACUUAAAGGCAUCAAUCGAAAGCCACUUACGGAUAAGGAAAUUGGUAGAUCAAUUGGAAUCAUUUCUCUUCAAUUUAUUUUUUCUUCAAUUUUGUACGAGUGGGUUGUGCAUUUGCACAUCAAUUUACAGUUUGGCAUUCAACGUCGGCAGUAGUAGAACGGAACGGUUAUGUCACGUUUUCAAUUUGUCGUAUAACAUAUCCGAGAUAUUCAUGAUUACACUCUUCGGUAAUGAGAUUCUAGUUGCCAGCGAUCGCCUUUCCUAUUGUCUAUUUGAAUCAAACUUUGUUGGCCAGACAAUAUCAGUAAAAAAGCGUAUCAUCAUUUUUACUGAAUAUUUGAAGCAACCACAACGUCUGAUGAUUGGUAAUUUGUAUCCAUUGACUUUGGAAACGUUCACUAUGGUCUUAAAGGGCGCCUACAGUAUGUUCAAUAUUUUAAAAAACGGUGUGAAAUAA
Molecule: messenger RNA, 1201 nt
Organism: Bradysia coprophila
Lineage: Eukaryota; Metazoa; Arthropoda; Insecta; Diptera; Sciaridae
Product: odorant receptor 94a-like
Biological process (GO): sensory perception of smell; detection of chemical stimulus involved in sensory perception of smell
Cellular component (GO): plasma membrane
Molecular function (GO): odorant binding; olfactory receptor activity
Source: RefSeq, a predicted model, not a curated record